Messenger RNA from Saccostrea echinata, 558 nucleotides. RefSeq lists its product as uncharacterized. The transcript has 2 exons. Lineage: Eukaryota; Metazoa; Mollusca; Bivalvia; Ostreida; Ostreidae. The coding region runs from base 16 to 360 and encodes 114 amino acids. The record is from RefSeq and is a predicted model, not a curated record.
CACACUUGUAGACUGAUGGAUGUUGAUCUGGUGGAAACAGCUGCAAUCAACUGGACUUGGUGGAAACAACUAGAAGAGACAAGCCUGAUGGAUGUGGAUCUGGUGGAAAUAGCAGCUGCAGUCAACUGGACUUGGUGGAAACAACUAGAAGAGAUGAGCCUGGUGGAUGUGGAUCUGGUGGAAACAGCAGCUGCAGUCAACUGGACUUGGUGGAAACAACUAGAAGAGACGAGCCUGGUGGAUGUGGAUCUGGUGGAAACAGCAGCUGCAGUCAACUGGACUUGGUGGAAACAACUAGAAGAGAUGAGCUUGAUGGAUACUGAUCUUCCAAGAUGUGGAAACAGCAGCUGCAGGACUUGAUGGAAACAAAUGGAAGAGCUUGAUAGAUCAGUUGACCCUCCCAAAAGAUAUACCACAAUUACUGUAGAUAACUGACACUGAUCAGGUAUAGGACACAGCCAUCAUCCAAAAUCUUCUUAAGGUGCGCAUGAUGCAACUUCAUGGUGUGUAGUCUGUUGGUCUGUUUGUCAACAUGUGAAACCCAUGUGUAUUUCAGGG